CGGGCGCUCCGCACGGCCACGUGACCGCCGCCCCACUCCCUCCGCUCUCCGCCAUGGCUGCGGCGGCCGCCGCCGGCUCCCUGCUCCUCGGCUGCCUGCUGGGCCUGGCGCUGCCCGGCGGCCGCGCCCUGCACACCAAGGGCUCCGUGCCCCUCGACUCGCUCACCUUCUACAAGGUAAUUCCGAAGCAUAAGUUUGUCCUGGUGAAAUUCGAUACGCAAUAUCCUUACGGUGAGAAACAAGAUGAGUUCAAAAAGCUGGCAGAGAGCUCAGGCUCCAGUGAAGAUCUUCUGGUGGCUGAAGUGGGAAUAUCAGAUUACGGUGAUAAACUGAACACUGAGCUGGGUGAAAAGUACAAGAUGGAUAAGGAAAAGUUCCCUAUUUUUUACUUGUUCCAGGAUGGUGACUUUGACAAUCCUUUACCUUACACUGGCCAAAUUAAAGCCGGGGCUAUUCAGCGCUGGCUGAAGAGUAAUGGUAUCUAUCUGGGGAUGCCGGGCUGCCUAAAAGAGUAUGACGUGCUGGCCAGCAAGUUUGUGAGUACCACUGAAAAAUCAGAGCGGCAGUCCCUCCUGAAAAAGGGGCAACAAAGUUUAGAAAAAGCAAAAGAAACUGAGAAGAAGUCAGCUGAGCAAUACUUGAAAAUUAUGAGCAAGAUACUGGAGCAGGGAGAAGAGUUUGCUGCUAAUGAAGUCGUCCGAAUCACAAAACUGAUCGAGAAGAACAAAAUGAGUGAUGGAAAAAAGGAGGAGCUCCAGAAAAGCCUCAAUAUCCUUGCUUCUUUCCUGAAGAAGAAUAACGAAAAAGAUGAGCUCUAAUACGUUGGAUAACUUUGUACAAGCUGUGAAACACUGUCAAGAGUCCUAACCAGUUCUCCUUAUGCAAGAAAACUUCCCGCUGUCUUCAAGAGAGCAGCAGAUUUCCUUCUGAUAUUGUCAGUUACAAAAUCAAGACAUUCCUUAAAAAUACAGUAUUCUAAAUGUUGGAAAAAUCACCUUAAAGCAAGCUCCCAGUAUUGUGUAAUAUUAUUAAAUAACAGUGUUAAAGUAGACAAAAAAAAAAUAUUAGAUUGGCCUGAAGCACAUUCCUGGUGGUUUUUACAGAUGUUCCCUAGCAAACAAAUAACAAAAUUCAGUCUCACGUUCUAUCUUACCUGUUUUAAAAGGUACAGACUUGAUGCCCCUGUCCCCACCUUCCCCUGGUUUUAGUGCCCUGGGGUUUUAUUCCCUUUACCCCUCAUCCUACCUUUUGCCUUCCCAAUAGGGCUUCUUAUCCGAGUCUUGCUUUUCUUACCUGUUGUUGACCAAGAGACCCGGAGUUUCCUCUUUCUGCCUUCUCCUCCAGCGGCUCCUGUCUCUGUUUGCCUUCGGCAGCAGCCAGCUGCUGGCAGGCGCGGUGAAGCCGGGUCCUUUGUUACCAGAACUUGCCCUGCAUCUCCUGGCCAGAGCAGCCGUUUUCAGCAAGCGUCCUCCUGAACCCCAUUGCGAUGUCCUGGCUGAGCGAGCGAUGCGAGUGGGGCGCAAGGGCAGAUCGCCUCGAGGUGCUAUCACAAGUAGACUCGCCGGUGCAAAAACGUGCUUUUUUCAGAGGCUGAUGAGGUAAAUUUGGGUGAGCUUCCCCAUGAAAAGGACAUCCGGUGCCUGUGCUUUUUGCCCAUCCUUCCUGUCCAGUCUUCAUCUCCUCGAUUCGGAAGAGAGGGAGACAAAUACAGACACUGAAAAGUUCCAAGCGGUAGUCAAUGUGAACAAAAUAUCUUCUCUAGCCCAGUCCUCAGAAGCAAAUGGCACUCAAACUAAAGCUUCAACAGCAUUCGGCAGAGUUUUAAGUGUUUGAAAACGAGGUCUUGUGACAGGAAGCAAAAGUAUUAAUUCCGUAAAAGCUCCACCUGCUUUCAUGGAGGUACCUAGCCCAGGGGAUCAGGCAAGCAGGUGUUGCGGGUGCUGCCUGCGCCCUGGGGAGCUCAGACGGCUGCUGUGAGACGCUGCGCUGCUGAUCAGGGUCACAGGCUGAGAGGAACACCUGCUGCGCGUUCUGCCUCGAGGCUACGCUUCCAGCUGGGCAAAACUCAUUUCUGAGGGAGCUUUGCUGCCUUUUGAAUCUCGGGGUGGGUACAAGGAGCAGGCGUUGCCGCAAGAUGAGAUGUAUUGAAAAAUGCUGUAAUAAUAAUAAUAAUAAACCGGUUCCAAUUAAUA
Cygnus atratus (black swan) is the source of this 2192-nucleotide messenger RNA. RefSeq names its product endoplasmic reticulum protein 29 (gene ERP29). The transcript is spliced from 3 exons. The record is from RefSeq and is a predicted model, not a curated record. Gene Ontology annotation, cellular component: endoplasmic reticulum lumen; endoplasmic reticulum. Lineage: Eukaryota; Metazoa; Chordata; Aves; Anseriformes; Anatidae. Gene Ontology annotation, biological process: protein secretion. The coding region runs from base 54 to 818 and encodes 254 amino acids.